Pichia membranifaciens NRRL Y-2026 is the source of this 450-nucleotide messenger RNA. RefSeq lists its product as hypothetical. NCBI's taxonomy places the organism in Eukaryota, Fungi, Ascomycota, Pichiomycetes, Pichiales, Pichiaceae. Bases 1 to 450 code for a protein of 149 amino acids. Gene Ontology annotation, molecular function: calcium ion binding. Gene Ontology annotation, cellular component: myosin II complex. The transcript is spliced from 2 exons. The record is from RefSeq and is a predicted model, not a curated record.
AUGUCUGACAAAUUGAGCCCGGAGCAAAUCGAAGAGUACAAAGAGGCGUUCUCGAUAUUCGACAAGAAUGGAGACGGUAAGAUCAGUCCUAGCGAGUUGGGCACAGUCAUGAGAGCGCUUGGCCAAAACCCUACUCAGCAGGAAUUGAACGACUUGGUCAACGAGAUUGACUCGAACGGGAACUCGAUGAUCGAGUUCAGCGAGUUCUUGACCAUGAUGGCCAGACAGAUCAAGGAGCAGGACGUUGAGGCCGAGAUCUUGGAGGCGUUCAAGGUCUUCGACUCUGACGGUGACGGGAAGAUCUCCCAGACCGAGUUGGUGAGAGUGUUGACCACGAUUGGUGAGAAGUUGACCGACGCGGAAGCCAAGCAGAUGUUGGAGGCUGCGGACACCGACUCCGACGGCCAGAUCGACAUCGAGGAGUUUGCCAGAGUUUUGAAAGGUAAAUAA